This is a messenger RNA of Carassius carassius (crucian carp), 1298 nucleotides long. RefSeq names its product parathyroid hormone-like hormone b (gene pthlhb). Bases 404 to 868 code for a protein of 154 amino acids. The transcript has 3 exons. Lineage: Eukaryota; Metazoa; Chordata; Actinopteri; Cypriniformes; Cyprinidae. Gene Ontology annotation, biological process: adenylate cyclase-activating G protein-coupled receptor signaling pathway; bone mineralization; osteoblast development. The record is from RefSeq and is a predicted model, not a curated record. Gene Ontology annotation, molecular function: peptide hormone receptor binding; hormone activity. Gene Ontology annotation, cellular component: extracellular region.
GUGUGUGAGUGGUUUGUCAGUCUAGUAUACACUUUGGCACUCAUGGGCAGCACACACACACACACACACACACACACACACACACCGAGAGAGAGAGAGAGACAAGCAUGCAGUGCACACUAGUUUUCUCAUCCCAGUUUGCAGUGAACAGCAGAGGAGACUUACAAGACCCACUGGUGCAAUAAAUCUAACGCCCAUCGCUCUGGUCCUCUCUUCCUCUCACUAUCUAUGCGUUCUUUCUUAGGAAGAGUUUGUCUUCUGGACCAGUGGAGUUUGGACAUAUUGACAUGCUUCAUUGAUGCUCUUGUUUGAUGAUCGUAGUCACAUGUGGCGUCCAGCCGGUGGCAGUAACAUGCAGCAGUAACUGAUCGACUCAGCAGUGCCAUUACAUUUGUCCAGCAGUAUGUUGAGGCAUUGGGGGUUUGCUGUGUUCCUGUUAACCGUCCCGAUCCCGGUCCAACCCAGACCCACUAAUGCUCUCAGCUACAGACAGCGGCGCUCAGUAGGACACGCACAGAUGAUGCAUGACAGGGGUCGAUCCCUGCAUGACCGGAAGAGGCGUACGUUUAUCCAGGAUCUGCUUGAGCAGGUGCACACGGCUCAGGUGUGGGACUCCCCCGGUCAGAUCCAGAGAAGUGUCCAGACCCCACGGCUGUCCAAACCCAUGGGCAGCUCCAAAAACUUCCCCUUGAGCUUUCAAAUGGAGACUAUAGGGACGAGAGACGACCUGCCGCAGGAGACCAGCAAGACCCUGAGAUACCAGGAGCAGCCACUGAAAGCUGUGACCAAGAGGAAGAGGAAGAUGAGUUUGGGGAGAUGGAGGAGGGACAGGGGGUGUGGCUUCCGUAUGCAAAUUAGAGACCAAUAAAAGAGCCUGGAUAAGAAUGAAGGCUCGAUUCGAAGCACAGCAACUGAAUCUGGACGAACUGAGAAGGCUUUGUGAUAAGAUGAUUUGCUGCCUGAUACAGUUAGAGCUGAGACUUCAUCACUGCUAUUGGUGGAUGCACCUUUAAAAUGUAAAGUUCAAAAAGACUAUUUCACCGUGGCAUGGGAUAUGCAAAAAUAGUGACUCAUGGUUUGUUUUUCGUUCAAAAUAAACUUUCUAAUCAGUUCUCUAUUCUAGAGCUUCAUUUGAUGAGUAGAAAGCGCUUCACAUACAGACUAAUUUGUAUUUGUUACAAUCAGAGUUCCCUGUAUUAAAUGUAGUCAUUCAGUAAGACUUUUCAUGAAAUAUUUAAUUUAUUUGAUUGGAAUAUUUAUUCCCUGAAUGUAUCUCAAUGCUGCUGAUUUUGACGAGA